Messenger RNA from Biomphalaria glabrata, 1561 nucleotides. RefSeq lists its product as uncharacterized. Lineage: Eukaryota; Metazoa; Mollusca; Gastropoda; Planorbidae. The record is from RefSeq and is a predicted model, not a curated record. The transcript has 9 exons. Bases 130 to 1419 code for a protein of 429 amino acids.
AGACAGAUUUGAAUUUGUACCUCCCCCUUUUCCCUUUGCGAGAACGUGAGAUAUUGACCUUUUUUUUUUUCCCUACACAGGUCAUAGCUGUGCUCUCUCCUUUCUGUGUGUCAAUAGCAAACCAAGAGAAUGGACCAAUCUAAGCCUACAAACAUUGAUUCUAGAAAGCGUGAAGGCGGAUUGGCAUAUGAGCUAAAUACUGACGGGCUUAGAAAUAUUAAGUUUGGAAAAGAGAUACGAGACAAAGAAUUUCUUUUAGACCCAGACGUCACGUUUUUAAAUCAUGGAAGCUAUGGGACAGUUCCGUCACGCAUCAUAGAUAUACAGAACAAACUUAACAUUGAAAGAGAACGUCACCCAGAUCAUUGGUACCGCGUGAACUGCAAGAAGUAUGUGGACCGGAGCAGACGUGCUGUGGCUGACUUCAUUGGCGCUGACAGUGAUAACAUUGUUUACGUCUCCAACCCAUCAGUAGCCAUCAACACUGUGAUUCGCUCUUACCCAUUCCAACCAGGAGAUGCUCUUCUUGAUACCAAUCUCUCCUAUGGCACCAUAGCCAAGCUGUGUAAAGACUUUACCAGUAGGAUAAGACCAGACGUGGAGAGAGUUAAUCUACAAAUAGAUUUUCCAGUUCUGAGUGAGGACUACAUCAUCCAGAAAUACGAGGACAUUCUCAGGAAACAUCCUAACAUUAAAGUAGCAAUCAUCGACCAUAUCACUAGUCCAUCUGCCAUUGUCAUGCCUGUCAAGAAACUCGUAGAUCUGUGUCAUAGUAACAACGUUCUGGCUUUCAUUGACGGUGCUCACGCUAUAGGGCAGAUUCCCCUGAACAUCAACGACCUGGGAGCGGAUGUUUACACGACGUCAGUUCAUAAAUGGGCGUUCGCGCCUCGGGGAUGUGCCAUUCUAUGGUAUGACCGCAAGCACGCGAGUUGGAUCAACCCACUGACCACAUCCUGGAACAUUGGAGACUCUUUGGACCAACAGUUCUUUGAACAGGGCACAGUUGAUCACAUUCCUUAUGUUUUAGCCAGACACUGUCUAGACUUUUAUCAAGCCAUCGGAGGAAUGUCGAAGAUCAUUCAAUAUACAACAUUAUUAGCAGAAGAAGCCAGGGAUUUGUUAAUUAAAGAACUAAGACUGGAACCACUGCCAUUAGCACCAACUCUGGAAUCUCCAAAUUUGAAAUUACUGAAGCUUCCAGCAGUCUCAGGGUAUCCCUGCACAGAGGCAGGUGUGGCUGCUUUAGAGAAAGCAUUAUUUGAAGGGACCAGUGUCUUUGCUGUUCUAGCUUUGAUUCAAAACCACAUUUACCUGCGCUACUCAGUUCAAGUCUACAAUGAUAUCGACGACUUCAAGACCUUUGUGACGUACUUCAAAGACUUCCUACACAAGAGUUCUGACUCACUAAACGUUUAGUUAAGUUGAGAGACUUAAAUUUGUUUGUGCUAUUGCAAUGAAUGGUGAAACUGAUCUAUAUGAUAUAGUUGACUAAAUUAAUUGUGGAAGAGUUUCAUUUAUUAAGAAAUAAAUACUGAGAAAUAAACAAAUGGAUAAUGAA